Molecule: messenger RNA, 1269 nt
Organism: Hordeum vulgare subsp. vulgare (domesticated barley)
Lineage: Eukaryota; Viridiplantae; Streptophyta; Magnoliopsida; Poales; Poaceae
Product: transcription factor MYB4-like
Exons: 4
Coding region: 158-1039 (293 amino acids)
Source: RefSeq, a predicted model, not a curated record
UGCCUGCCCUUCUUCGAUGUGGCCAUUGCACUCCAUGCAUGCACACUCGCCACAUUGCUCUCUGCCUCUCCCUCAUCUCAUCUUCUUUAUAACCAUGUACUCCUACCAGUGCAGCAGCCUGGAUUCAGUGUGAGGUAGUUCGGUGAGGGGAGAGGAGAUGGGGCACCACUCCUGCUGCAACAAGCAGAAGGUGAGGAGGGGCCUGUGGUCACCAGAGGAAGACGAGAAGCUCGUCAAGUACAUCACCGCGCAUGGCCAUGGCUGCUGGAGCUCGGUCCCAAGACAAGCCGGGCUGCAGAGGUGUGGCAAGAGCUGCAGGCUGCGGUGGAUCAACUACCUGAGGCCGGACCUCAAGAGGGGGAGCUUCUCGCAGGAGGAGGAAGCCCUCAUCGUCGAGCUCCACAGGGUGCUAGGGAACAGGUGGGCCCAGAUAGCCAAGCACCUGCCCGGCAGGACGGACAAUGAGGUGAAGAACUUCUGGAACUCCACCAUCAAGAAGAAGCUCAUAUCUCAGGCCGUGGGCAGCCUCCACUCCGGUAACAUCCCUUCCUCUGCAGAUUUGUACUACAACAUUCUGGAUGGGGCCGGGCAGGGCAUCGCAGCUGCGGGGUGCGCGUCACUGAGCGUGCUGGACAAUGCGGCUCAAGCUGUGGCCACGCAGUGCCCUCCAUCUUCAGUUCACAACUCGGCGGCAUGGCUCGGCUUCGCCUCUCAGCCGCUGCUCCUCCCCGUCCACGGCGGCGACCUCCAGUACGCCGUCGACGGGGAGUUCAUCAGGCUGUGCCGCGCCGCCGAUAACGCCUACCCGGACAACGGCGGCCCCAACCUCUUGGCUCAAGAAGGCGCGGCUGAUCGGAGCUGCCUCCCGGCGUUUGCCGAGCCAAAGGGCGCCGGCGCUUUCGCCGCCGACCCGGGCAUGGGUCCGGUGGUGGACUUCAUGGACGCCAUCCUCGGGUCCUCGUCCACGUCGGCGGCCAGCAUUUCGUCCGUCGACAGCUUCUCGGCCAACACCGGCAUGCAGCUUCACUGGGUUCCCUGAGUUACUGGCUGGGGGUAUUUGGGUAGGUGCAUGUACGUACGUAUGGCCUGAUCUAGUAGCUGGCUUCCUAAAUUAUAUAGUUGACGAUGGAAUAAUUACCUCAUGUGCGUUUCCUAGGGUAUACUGUGGUACUAGUAUUUACAUGAGUUACGUGUAAAUAUAUAUUGUAGGAAUUACUAUUACUAUAUAUAUAUAAUGGUAAGUAUAUAUAUCAUGGUUCUCCGUGUGCC